Egretta garzetta (little egret) is the source of this 972-nucleotide messenger RNA. RefSeq names its product chromosome unknown C9orf64 homolog (gene QNG1). The transcript is spliced from 4 exons. The coding region runs from base 86 to 739 and encodes 217 amino acids. Lineage: Eukaryota; Metazoa; Chordata; Aves; Pelecaniformes; Ardeidae. The record is from RefSeq and is a predicted model, not a curated record.
GCUUAGCACUUGACAAUCCCCUGGACUGGUCUGGUACCAAAGCGGCUCCAGAAUACCUAUUACCAGUGCAUCGUACUUUGCCACCAUGACGCUUGACCAAGUUAGGCAUGUAUUUCGCUCUGACACGGAAGUACCCAUGCCUCUGAUCGAGGAAAGACAUCAGGUGAUGAAUGAAAGCGGAACAGUUCUGUUAGAGAAGUUUGGAGGCUCUUUCCUCACCUGUGUAAAAAUGAGCGAGAAAAGUGCUCAGAAACUACUGCGUCUAGUACUGGAACAUUUUCCUUCUUACAGAGAUGAAGCUGUAUUUGAGAAAAAAAAGGUGUCUUUCUACAAACGGGCACAAAUACUUGUGGCUGAUACAUGGAGUGUAUUAGAAGGCAAAGGAGAUGGCUCUUUUGGUGACAUUUCUAGUCUGACUAUAUUUGCUGACUACAGAAUUCCUCAAGUUCUUGUUCACUUAAAAGCAAUGAAGUAUUCUGAAGAGCUAAUGAAGAAACUACGUGAAGGAACAAUUUUCCAGUCUGGAGAUAGAGAGGAGGUGGAGAUCCGUGGCUGUUCUAUUUGGUGCUGCGCAUUGAUUUGUAAGCACCUGCUGGAGCUCUAUGAGAAGAAGGGUCAGGACAUGCGUGAGAAGAUCAACGCGGUUUUACUCGAUUAUCAUCUUUGGGACUAUGCCAGGGAUCAUAGGGAAGAGAUGAAAGAUACGCCGUUUCACCGAGUGCGGUGUAUAUAUUACUAAGUCCAGUCUGAUGGCUAUUGGACUGUUGCAUUAUCUUUUGCAUUGCAAUUACUCUUUUCAUACCGUUUGUCAUACACUAGUGUAGAACCAGCUGACUCAGAUGCUCGUGUUCUGAUGAUGUAGUAACAACUCGCUUUUCUUUUGCUCGCUGUGACUGGAAUUAAUAGCGUAAACUUUGCUGGACAAUCCAUGUUAAUUCAGGGUUUAUUGCUCCUGCUUCCAGCUCUGCACUG